UGUCAAUGCCAUGAACAAGGGAAACGGUGCACUGUCGGUCAAAAAGGGAAUACCGGCUUGGUAAAUGGCGAAAACCUACGAUUAUCUGUUCAAACUCUUGCUCAUAGGGGACAGUGGAGUGGGAAAGACAUGUCUCCUGUUCAGAUUCAGCGAGGACGCGUUCAACACCACCUUCAUCUCCACAAUCGGUAUUGAUUUCAAAAUCAGAACUGUUGAGCUCAAUGGGAAGAAAAUCAAGCUGCAGAUAUGGGACACAGCAGGACAGGAAAGAUUUCGGACUAUCACCACUGCAUACUACAGAGGCGCUAUGGGGAUUAUGUUAGUAUAUGACAUCUCCAGUGAAAAGUCAUUUGAGAAUAUAAAAAAUUGGAUCCGCAAUAUCGAGGAGCAUGCAUCAUCUGAUGUAGAGAGGAUGAUCCUCGGAAACAAAUGUGACAUGAAUGACAGGAGACAGGUGUCCAAAGAGAGAGGAGAGAAAUUGGCAAUAGAUUAUGGGAUAAAAUUUCUGGAAACAAGUGCAAAAACCAGCGUAAAUGUGGAGGAGGCCUUUUUCACCCUAGCCAGAGACAUCAUGGCCCGACUCAACAGGAAAAUGAAUGAUGGCGGUCAUGCAGAUGGUGGGGGGCCGGUGAAGAUCUCAGAAAAGCGCUCCAAAAAGCACACCAUCUUCAAAUGUUCUCUGCUGUGACUCUUCUGCAUGAGAGGAUACAUUUACAGGCUUUGUCUCGGUGGCAGCCACAAAUGCUCUUUUGGUAAAACAUAUCACAUGAGCCCAUGCAAAGAGCUGCAAUAUCAGGCCCUAGAGCUGAUGAACGUUUGUGUUUCCAAGCCCUUUUAGUCAAAAUGGAUCAGAAGAAUGAAGCAGAUUUAAAAGAUUUGGUUGGUUCAAUCCAUGGUUGACUGGAAGAAUAAGAGAUGUUUUGUUUGUUGUGUGGUGAUAAUCGUGAUCUUGAUUUUGUCAGUUCAUGUCAAAACUAAAGAUAAUGGAUAAAAAAAUGAAGGGUUUUGUAUAAAGGGAAAUGAAAAUGAAAAUGAAAAUCCUGUAAUUAUUUACUCACCCUCACGUCGUUCCAAACCUGAAUGAAUUUCUUUCUUCUAUCGAACACAAAAGGAGAAAUUUUAGCAGAAUGUCAGAGCUGCUCUCUUCCAUACAUUGAAUGUAAAUGGGGAUAUGUGGCUGUCAAGAAAAAAACUAACAACAAAAACACCUUAAAUGUGCUGUAAGCGAUUUUUUUUCAUGGAAAAGUAUGCAAAAAAUGUUCCUACUCCCUUAAAGAUAUUACUGAAAUAAGUGUCCUGAGAUAUCUCCCCGGUCUUUGUGACAGCUGUAGACUUUGUAAAAUUUAAGUCAUUAUUCACUGAAAAUCUCACCAUUCACUUUCAUUGUAUGGAA
Xyrauchen texanus (razorback sucker) is the source of this 1393-nucleotide messenger RNA. RefSeq names its product ras-related protein Rab-8B-like. Bases 65 to 688 code for a protein of 207 amino acids. Gene Ontology annotation, molecular function: GTPase activity; GTP binding. The record is from RefSeq and is a predicted model, not a curated record. Gene Ontology annotation, cellular component: plasma membrane; synaptic vesicle; endosome. NCBI's taxonomy places the organism in Eukaryota, Metazoa, Chordata, Actinopteri, Cypriniformes, Catostomidae. The transcript is spliced from 7 exons. Gene Ontology annotation, biological process: cellular response to insulin stimulus; Golgi vesicle fusion to target membrane; protein localization to plasma membrane.